Mesorhabditis belari is the source of this 1260-nucleotide messenger RNA. NCBI's taxonomy places the organism in Eukaryota, Metazoa, Nematoda, Chromadorea, Rhabditida, Rhabditidae. The record is from the annotation of a GenBank genome assembly.
AUGCUCACUGCUUACGUUUUCUUAAGCGAGACACACUCAAUUGAAAACAUUGCAAGAAAAGCCGUCGAAACAACAAGUCUCUCGUUGAUUUCAACAACAAAAAAUGGCGCAAAUAAACCGAUGUUCAAAGAUAAACUCCUUCGCCCAUUUGGCUUUGUGAUCAAACCUGAGCGAAAAGUGUGCACAGACACAACGAGAGUCUUUAUUGCGAUUCAUUCAGCCGCUUCAAAUUUCGGUCGACGUCAAGUGAUCCGAGAGACUUAUGCUCAAAGGAAAUUACAAGAACGGUACGAAUUCUCAUUUCUUUUCACAUUGGGUCUUCAAGAAUCGGAUCUCUUUCAAAAAUGGAUUGUCGCCGAAGCAAAAGAAUUUGACGAUAUUCUCCAGGGAAAUUUCCAAGAACACUAUCACAAUAUGACAAUUAAGAAACUAAUCUGGAUGCGUUACGCGAUGGGAAACUGUCAGAAAACGAAAUGGAUUGUCCAUUUGGAUGAUGAUGCACUUCUUGAUAUACACUCACUCAUCGAUUUCUUUGAAAACAAAAAAGUCUUUGAUUCGAAUACUUUAUAUUGUAUGGCGAUCUCGUAUAAUCAAACGCUCGUCGUCAGAAAUCCGUAUAGCAAAUGGUUCGUUUCCGAAGAUGCCUAUCCUCUUGAUUUCUAUCCAAAGUAUUGUGCUGGAGCGGCUUACAUUCUUCCCCAAAAAGCACUGUAUUUGAUGGAUGAGGCGAUUAAAGGAAUGGAAUAUAUUACGGUGGAUGACGCUUUUAUCACUGGAAUUGUUCGUGAGGCGGUGGGAAUCGAUAUUCGACAACUUCUUCCAAAUGGAAUCGUUCGGCAUGAGCUCGAUCCAUUGAUUCACAAAUUUCAAACGGGAAGGGCGGUGAUGGCUGAGUGUCCGAAUGAACAUUGUAUGAGACAUUUAUGGGAAAUAAUCAAUUCUCUUCACAAACUUACCCAAAAACCAAACGUCAACAUCUCAAUCACGACAAUUCCCGAUUAUCACCCAAUGGAAGUCGAGAUUUUGGUUCGUUACGGUGAGACGAUUCACUUUGAUGGUGGAAUCGAUGUGCAAAGUCUUUAUGAGCUCAAUUCAACGCGAGAGAUCACUCUUCCGCAAUAUGUUCGCUAUCCUCGAAAGCUCAUCUUCAUUUCACUCACUUUACCAAUUUCGCUCAUGAUUCUUCUCUUUCUCUGUAAAAUCUGUGUCUUUCUUGCGAAUUUCUUUGAGGAAUACUACAAAAAACGAGUGUUUACCGAA